Messenger RNA from Guyanagaster necrorhizus, 1130 nucleotides. RefSeq lists its product as uncharacterized. Gene Ontology annotation, cellular component: plasma membrane. The transcript is spliced from 6 exons. The record is from RefSeq and is a predicted model, not a curated record. The coding region runs from base 360 to 1049 and encodes 229 amino acids. NCBI's taxonomy places the organism in Eukaryota, Fungi, Basidiomycota, Agaricomycetes, Agaricales, Physalacriaceae.
CUCUACUGCCCCAGUGCAAACUUCCGUCGGCGACAUCUGGUCAGAGUGGUGCUGGUGGCUCCAAGGCAUAGUUUCUGAGUCUAAGAUAUACUUGUAUUUCCUAGAGCAAUGACGACCCGUACCUGGAUCGACAUUAUAAAAUGUCCGCUCUUCGGGCCUCGGUGUUUCCUGUUCUCCCUUCUCUGAAUAUUCCUCUUCCUUAACGUUAACUGGAUCUUCAUGAGUGGCGAGCAUCAACAUUGGGUCUAUAUCUGGAUACCCAUCCUUGGGGGCUUUACGUGGUUCUGUCUGUGGCUCCUGCGCAUGCUUUGCCUCGUGUUCCUCGUUUCUCAUGGUAUUCGUCAGCUACCUUGCUGUCCAUGUUGGUAACAUGGCUGGCCACUGGGCGGCCACAUUAUGUGUCUAUGGACGGUUCUAUAGCAUACAUAUCUGAUAUAGGCGCCGAUAUUCUUAAGCCGCUCUUUGUAGCUGGUUGUGCAAUAACAGCUGUUUGUUUCUUCCUAUCCUUAUGUGUCGAGCGCGGCUUAAGACAUGUUGGCCGCCUAAUGCCUCAUAUGCAUACUAGGGAACGCGUGUUUGGAUCCUUGUCGAUAUUUGGUUCCCUCAUUGGGGGCUGUGGACUCAUUCUUCUAUCUAUCUUCGACACAAAGCGCCACACGUCCCUUCACCGAGUGUUUUUGCUCGUCUUCAUACUUGGUGUAGCUAUUAGUGCUAUUUUUACUGUCAUUGAGUUCCGAUGGCUUAACAGAGACUUCCCAGAUGUCAGGACACUGAAAAUAGCAUAUCUCGCCAAAGCUAUCAUAGCUGCCAUCCUUAUUCUCUUAGCCUUUGCAUUCGGGGUCGCAUUGUACCAGAGUUCUAAUGUCGGAGCCGUCCUUGAAUGGACCAUCUCUUUCGGUUUUACUCUUUAUAUUUUAACGUUCUUCUUUGAUUUGCGGCACUCAAAAGAAGUCCAGCAUGGAGAACUGAGUGCCGAGAAAUUUACGACGCGCACAAUGCCACAUAAUGAUAGAUUAACUGCAAGUGCGAUGCAAGCAGACAGCGCAUAAUAUUCCAGUCAUCGUAACCUCAUUUAUCACACACUUGUAUACUGUUGACCUACGUCAAACCCUGCUAUAGCUUAGAUAUAC